CGUUAAUACGUGUGCAGCGGUCGAGGCAGCAGCAUCUCUAUAUAAGAUCUUCAUACCAAAAGAGGUGCACAGCCGAAAGCCAACAAUAGCGGAUAUAAAACAUAAUUACAACAAAAGAUGAGGAUGUGCAAAGUGCAGACGCUGCAGCUGCUGCUACUGUUCGCCUGCCUAAAUGCUGUGUCAUUGCAGACACUGCAAUUAUUUCCCAAGCUCACGAAAGUCACCAACUUCGAUGACUUUCUGCGGCAAACGGGAAAGAUCUACUUAGACGCAAAUGAGCGCGAGUUCCGCAAGAGCAUCUUUCUCAAGACGAAGACAAUUGUCGAUCUAUCCAACAUUUAUGUGACCAGCUAUACCCUCACCAUCAACGUAUUCUCCGAUAUGACAACGAAGGAGACAAGCCCACUGCUCGGCUCUAAGCGCACGGCCAUUGGCGAGGAAUUAAUUGCAACCCAUAUUAGCUUUUUGCCCGGCCGAAUGCAGUCAAAGUCUCUGCCAGAAUCUUUUGAUUGGCGUGAGAAGGGAGGCGUUACUCCGCCCGGCUCACAGGGGCCGUGCGGCUCGUGCUGGGCGUUUGCGACGAUAAGUGCACUCGAGGGUCACUUGUUCCGGCGAACGGGAGUGCUCGUGCCGCUGUCGCAGCAGAACCUGGUGGACUGCGCCGACGCCUAUGGUACCGAAGGCUGCGACGGCGGCUUCCAGGACUAUGGCUUCGAGUAUAUACGAGAUCACGGAGUUACGCUGGCCAAUAAGUAUCCGUACGAGCAGUCCGAAAAUAUGGUUUGCCGGCAGAACGAGACGGCUGGCGCACCUCCACGUGACAGCAUAGUCAAGGUGCGCGACUAUGCGAGCAUCCCGCCAGGCGAUCAGGAUUUAAUGAUGCAAAUCAUUGCCACGCUGGGUCCGCUGGCCUGUUCCAUGAACGGAUCCCCCGUAUCCUUCCAGCAAUACAAGUCCGGCAUUUACGACGACCCGGAGUGCAACAAUGACGAGGUCAAUCACUCCGUCACUGUUGUUGGCUACGGCAGCGAAAACGGACGUGACUAUUGGAUUGUCAAGAACUCAUAUUCACAGAACUGGGGCGAGGCUGGAUUCUUCCGACUAGCGCGCAAUCCCAGCAAUUUCUGUGGCAUUGCCAGCGAGUGCAGCUACCCCAUACUGUAGAUACAUAUACACACAUACAUCCAAUCUCCAUCUCCUUUGCCUCACUCU
Messenger RNA from Drosophila navojoa, 1212 nucleotides. It is a transcript of the gene CtsL2, whose product is annotated as Cathepsin L2. The record is from RefSeq and is a predicted model, not a curated record. Gene Ontology annotation, biological process: proteolysis. Lineage: Eukaryota; Metazoa; Arthropoda; Insecta; Diptera; Drosophilidae. Gene Ontology annotation, molecular function: cysteine-type peptidase activity.